Molecule: messenger RNA, 4381 nt
Organism: Magallana angulata
Lineage: Eukaryota; Metazoa; Mollusca; Bivalvia; Ostreida; Ostreidae
Product: ATP-dependent DNA helicase Q4-like
Exons: 22
Coding region: 146-4243 (1365 amino acids)
Biological process (GO): DNA replication; double-strand break repair via homologous recombination
Cellular component (GO): chromosome; cytoplasm; nucleus
Molecular function (GO): 3'-5' DNA helicase activity; nucleic acid binding; four-way junction helicase activity
Source: RefSeq, a predicted model, not a curated record
AUUGCGGGAAGAUGGAAAACCACAUCAGACGUCAGUAAUCAUCAGCGAUGAUCGGAGAAGUUUAACUGUUCAGAAGCUGACUAGAUUCUAGUGUAACGAAAAGAAAUACAAAGAAAUAUUGAGCGGAUUUGCUUCACAUCUUACAAUGGAAGAUAAUGAAAUUAAAGAGUUAAAAACAACCCUCAAAAGAUGGGAGAUCAAAUUCUAUAAAGAGAAUGGCCGUAAACCACAAAGGGAUGAGAUCAAAGCAGCACCUCAGGAGAUUCAAGAUGCCUACAUACACUACAAUAAAUUAAAGAGAGUGUUAAGCGAAUCACAGAACAUUGAAACACUAAGAAAAAUUGAAGAGGUAGACAGCAAAAAUGAAGAAAUGAAGGACAAUUUGGAUGAAUUUAGGGAAACCUCCAAGGGUGGAGUAUGGGGUACAGAGUUCAACAGGGAUAAGCAAGGCCUAAAAACAAAUACUGACCACUCCCUGCAAUCGCAAGCUGAUGAAAGGGAACCAGAUGCUUCUAAUUUUAUGCACAAGUUAAGUUCCAAGAUGUUUGAAAUGGCUAAAAGAGACAAAACCGUCACAAAGAAAAAUAUGGCCAAAUUUAAGCCAGCUACAAACAAACCAGUUGAAGAUAUUCCAGAGGAUUCUUUUACUGUGAAGGGAAGUAUUUUUAAUAACCUAAAAAUAAAAAAUACAACUAUCAAAAGGACAGAGUUGAAUGAGCAGAGAGAUGUUGAUGUUACAAAGAAGUACAGCAUGAAAACUAAGCAGAGGUUUUCCAUUUCUGUAAAUGGAAAGUCAGAGGCGAGAGAAGAAAGUGAAGGUCAUGAUUCAUCCUUGAUGACACCUCAACAAAGAGAAAAAAGGUUAGUAAAAAGUGUUGAUGAUUUUGAUGAAGUGGAUGGACUAAGUUGUUCAGUGUUUGAUUCAGAGAUUACUAAGACCUUAGUAUCAAAGAACAAGGAAAGAGAAAAUGAAAACUCAUUUCUUGGCAACUAUUGCCCAAGUCCCAAAAUCAAGAAAGUCUCUAAAGAUUUUGAAGAUAGCAAUUACUAUCUAAGUCCUAAAGUCCAAAAAGCAUCCAAAGAUCAUGAUGAGGAUGGUAAGAAUGUAUCCAUGGAUGAAAGUAUGGAAUUCAGAGAUGUUAAAUGGGACAAUGAAACCACUGAUGUUGUAGUUUGUGAAAGUAAAAAAUCAGACAAUAGUUUUUCAAAAAUGGACAACUCUCAGAGAAAAAGUAAGAGAAGUGAAAAAGUCAGGAAUAAUAGUGAUGAAAUAUCUGAGCACAAUGACAAACCAAAAUUAUCAGAGAUUCAAGUUAGUGAAAAUGAGGAUGUACCCAUAAUUCCAAAGCAAAGGAAAAAAAGGAAGACAACUGAUACAGAUACACAGUCUAAGAAAAGGAAACUAGAAAAUGGGGAUGCUGUAGAUUUAGCAGAAGGUGAUGAAGAUUGUACGUCCACACGACCAAAGGUCUCCUCUGUGUCCAGAAGUAAACCUCCAUCUUCUGUUGGGAAUUUUGUGAAGCUUAACAUGAAAGUGAAGACCUACAAAAGAAAAGGAAAAGGCAUGACAGGGCCACAGUACAAGAGGUUUCAGUGGAAGCAGAAGAUGAAAUCACGCAGUGCGAGUUAUGGCAACAACUGCUUCAAGUGUGGUAAACCUGGUCAUUGGGCGAACAAAUGUCCAAGUGAUAAUAAGGAGAGCUAUGGGGGAGAAGCAGACGUAGCCCCCAUUGCUGAAGAAGACUUCCCAAGUCUAAAGGAGGCAGCCAUGAUGGCUAAAGGCAUAAAGAUGAAUAAACCAGCUAAAAACAGGGAAAGCAGCCAAAAGGACAAAGGCAGGACAGCCAAGAUUACAGCGGAGGAGGCUGAUCUUGAUGAUAUCAAUUGGAAUGAGGACAUAGAUCCAAAUAAUGAGAUAGAUGAGGACUUGGAGAUACAGGCUGGAAUUGUGAGGAGUGCAAAAGAGGAUACAGGGGUCCCUUCUCCUCACACACCUGUACUGACAAAUGAGGAGUAUAGUGCCCAAGGUACUCCAGAUUUUGUCAUGAAGGGGCUGAAGAAAUUUGGCUUUGAAGCAUUCAGAGCAGGCCAAGAGCAUGCUGUUAAAAGAAUUCUAGCUGGUCUAUCAACUUUGGUAGUGUUGUCCACAGGAGGAGGUAAAUCCCUUUGUUAUCAGUUGCCAGCCUAUUUGUAUGCUCAGAGGUCAAAGGCUAUCACCUUGGUGAUAUCACCUCUUGUUUCACUGAUGGAAGAUCAGGUGACUGGCUUGCCACCUGGUGUAAAGGGAGCAUGCCUUCAUACCAACAUGACCACGGCUCAGAGGGAAAGUGUGCUCCAGAAUGUCAAAGAGGGCAGAGUUCACUUCCUGCUGGUGUCCCCUGAAGCGGUGGCAGGGGGUGGGAUGGCGUUGCUGAACAAUAGGUCCUCUCUGCCCCCCAUAGCUUUUGUGUGUAUUGACGAGGCCCACUGUCUGUCAGAGUGGUCACAUAACUUCAGACCUUCCUAUCUUCGACUCACUAAGGUGCUCAGAGAAAAGUUUGGAGUUCAGUGUUUUCUUGGACUGACAGCUACAUCUACGCUGUCCACUUCACAAGAUGUAGCAAAGCAUCUUGGGAUAUCUGACACUGAUAAUGCAAUUAUUCGAGGGUCACCAGUGCCUAAAAAUCUGCUCUUGUCUGUCUCCAGAGAUGAAAACAGGGAUGAAGCUUUGAUAGGACUUCUUCAGGGGGACAGGUUCUCGUCCUGUGAGUCGAUCAUUGUGUACUGCACUAGACGGCAGGAAACUGAUCGCUUAGCCACACUGAUCAGAACCUGUCUAAAAGAUUACAAAGCAGAGGACUGGGACCAGAAACCCAAGAAAGGAAAAGCUAAAACCUAUGCUUACUGGGACGCUGAGAGCUACCAUGCUGGUCUUACCCCAGCCCAGCGGAAACGAGUCCAGAAUGCCUUCAUGUCUGGAAGGCUGAGGGUGGUGGUAGCGACUGUGGCCUUUGGAAUGGGUCUGGAUAAACCCGAUGUGAGGGGGGUCAUCCAUUACAAUAUGCCAAAGAGCAUGGAAAGCUACGUACAGGAGAUUGGUCGAGCGGGGAGAGAUAGAAAGACAUCACACUGCCAUCUCUUCUUGGAUUCUGAAGGUCAAGACUUGGCUGAAUUAAAGAGGCAUACAUUUGCCAAUACGAUAGACUACAGGACAUUAAAGAAGUUUGUUCAGAAUGUAUUUGUACCAUGCCAUUGCAAACAAGUCCAUCAAAUGCAACAGGAUAACACUAAGAGUCCCCUUAAAUUGGCGGAGAGACAAGGCACAGAGAGGAUUUGUCAUGGACAUGAGAGAGCAGCGGUCAUCGAGAGCCUAGUUAUGGAUAUGGAUGUUAAAGAAGAAGGGAUAUCAACCUUGCUGUGCUACUUGGAGCUACACUCGUUAAGAUGGAUUGAGAAUUUGGUCAAUGUGUACGGAACUUGUAAAGUCCAGUGCUAUGGAGGACCAUCUCAACUUCAAGCUGUAUCUCAAAAGUGCCCACCUGUAGCUGUGGCCAUUGCAAAAGCAAAAAAAGAUGGCAAAACCUUUUCAUCAACCAAUCAAAUUGAGUUUCCUGUGGUUGAUAUCAGUGACUGUAUGGGCUGGGAUUCAGGCUUAGUCAAAAGAGAACUUAAAAGUCUCUCCUGGAAUGUAACAAGCCAUGGUCCUCAAAAAACCGGAGUUUUGGUGGAAUUUUCCAACCUAGCCUUCCACUUUAUUGCCCCUGGUGAUUUAACAGACGAAGAACUUGAUGAUGUUUUGCAAUUCCUUCAUGAGCGAAUUCAAAAACAUGAGAAGACGGAGAUACAGCUACUGAAGUAUUUGAAUGAGAGCUUAAAAAGUGUAUCACACAAGAACUUUUGGAUGUGUGCAGACACCUUAGAUGAAAAGAAAAAUGAUAAAUUGAAAAAAAUCAUUGAUGAUUACUUCGAAAAACAAGAGAUUCUGACUGAGUUCAAACAGAGAGAAGAAGGCCAAGAUGAAAAACAGCCUUCACCGCAAGAGGUUUCUCAAGCCAUUGCAGACAUUCGGCAGCUAAUAAGUCUCCAUGGCCAUGAACACAGAUUUAAUGGCAGGGCCAUAGCACGCAUUUUCCACGGCAUCAGCAGUCCAUGUUUCCCCGCUCAAACAUGGGGACGUGCUAGGAGGUUCUGGAGAAGCAAUAUGAACCUUGACUUCAACUUUCUUGUCAAACUUGCUGUGCAAGAAAUUAUCAAACUAAGGUGAAUGAAAGGUUCCCCAGAAAUUUGAUUUGUAUUUGACCUCCGUUUUUGCACGCAAAAUGUAAGACAUUUUCUGCUGUGGUUUUGAUUUCCUUGCUUAAUAAAAAUAAAUAUUUAAUAACAAUCCAUGAAUUUAACUUAA